Messenger RNA from Maniola jurtina (meadow brown), 5408 nucleotides. RefSeq lists its product as uncharacterized. NCBI's taxonomy places the organism in Eukaryota, Metazoa, Arthropoda, Insecta, Lepidoptera, Nymphalidae. The record is from RefSeq and is a predicted model, not a curated record. The transcript has 7 exons. The coding region runs from base 222 to 1709 and encodes 495 amino acids.
UGGUGAUUGGUGAACUGAAUGGCAAAAAACUGAAAAUUGAAAUUGAUGUACGAAAUGAUGACGCAAAAUGUUUUAUUGAUAAUUUGUGAUUUGUGAAAUUAUUUAAACGCAAAUUGCGUAUUUAGACUAUUGUAUCAGUAAUUAAAACAAUUGAAUAUUUUUUAGUGAAAAUACUGUGCUGCUUGCUGUUUUAAUUUUUAAAGAUUUCGCAAUAGACUAUAAUGACUCGGGUUUUACUACAGCUUUGUUUGAUACUUAUUUUUGAUAAAGCUGUGUUUGGUCUAAAACUGUCACUUGUAAGCAAUGGCCCAGCAGUGAGGGGAUCCAAUGUGACUUUUACAGCAACAGUCACUGAAUACAAUGGAGAGAACUUGAAGUUUGUGUAUUGGGAUGAUGCCCAGCCACAACACACAGCUGAGUUUAUUGAAAGUUCAAAUACAUCACAAUGGACUGUGGAGUACCCAAAAAAAUUAUAUGAGGCUCGAAGCUACACUGUGAAAGUUAACCUUAUGAAGAGCUUUUAUGGUAUAUGGUACUUGGUCACAACAUCAAGCACUAGCUUUGAAUUAACAGAUUCAUUAAAUGGGAAUUUAGUGCUUAACCAAAACAAUCUAGAUAGACCCAAUAGAUUUGUAGCUGUCAACAAACCUGUGCACCACUACAUCAAACUACCAGAGAAUGAGAUGGCAUUUCUAAAAGAGAAUGCCUCAACAAUUAUCACAUAUUGGUUCAUCGAUUGCCUGUACAUAGAUCAAACAAGCGAUUUUGCUUUGAACUACACUUACCAAGAUGUUAUGACAGACCAUUAUAUCGAUGUACUGGUUGUUGCUAAUAACGAACCGCUACCGCCCAUCACGACUACAACAACCACGACUACGACUACGACUACCACAACUACAACAACGACUUCAACCACAUCAACAACAACAACAACAACCCCAAAACCAAAAACAACUGCACCAUCAACAACUACAGAAAAGGAGAAUGUAACGACCAGUGCACCACAUAAUGUAGUAAAAAGAGCAGCUUCUUAUAAAAUGUUGAGGAAGGGUGUCCUCAAAGACUUUAUAUGCCACAAUACGAGCAUAGUGCCCAUUGGAGAGAGCUAUACUUAUGGCCAUUAUCAACAAACCAUCAGUGUUCGAGAACCAAUAUCAUCAGUCAACAUAACAGGCCUAAACUGGCUACAACACGGCGAUCUAUUAAACUUACAAGUGAAAUACACGGGAUCGCCACCGUUCGACUAUUGCGCCAUCUACAAGUCGGGGCAAUACAACGUGACGGGGAACGAGACCUGCGUGGUGAAAAGCACGACCCCGUCGAAUCUCAUCCCGCUGGUGCAUUACUUCUCUGAAGGCGACCAGCACACUGUAGUUGUUGUACUAGAGAAUGACAUAGGCAAGACUGUGUCGAGAGCUACUAUCAACAUUUAUAAAGCGUCCGUCCACGCGCAGCUGUCAGUAAUCGUGGUUCCGGUGGCGUUCUGUCUGGUCGCCGUCACCCUGGUGGUGUUUGGCAUCGCCUACUACCAGCAUCGCUCCAGAUAUACAGUGGAAGUCGCUGACUUCGAUUUCGGUCAACAACUUAACUUGGAUUAUAAAACGUUCACAGAACGCCUAAGAGAUAGUUUUCGGAACGCCUUAAGUUUUAGACAGCGCGAAGACACCGAACCCCUGACGUCCGACACUAGAUACGACUCUAUGACAUAAGAACCACAUAAUUUAUAUGCAUGUUACAAUUAAUAAGUCUUGCACUAUAACAUAUGCCAUAAAGAUUAUUCGUAUUUCGGAUAGUCAUAAUCUCUCUCCGGUCGUGUCGGACUUCCGUACCAUUGGGUUAAGAGCUUGACGGAAUAGAGAGUGCAGCUAAAUUUGCGCACACACUUGUGCACUAUAAUAUCUACCGCGCAGUUGGCUAAUCUCUAUAGAGAUUGGCUGCCGGGGCCGAAAUUCGGUCGAAAGGACAUUAAUAAAAUCAUAAAUCGGUCGCUCAAAAUUUCUAGUACGGUUUUAGGAUUAGGAAUUACCAGGUUUAGAUUGGUUUCAUAUUAGACCUAAUUUACUGCUUACUGUUUCCUAUAUGUAGAACGAAGUGGACAACAUUGUAUUAACACUUUGCGAGUAUGAAGAUUUAGUACCAUGUUGGUCUUUCAGAUCAUACUAGAAAUUUAAUCGAAUCAGAUAUUACAGUAUGGCAGGAAAGAUAACACAGCGAACUUUAGAAAGAGCUGCAGCUUUGGUUUUGUAUAGUGUUGUCUCUGUCGUUGGACUUGGUAAAGUUCGAUGUGUAAUUUUUUCCUACCGGGUACUGUACAAUAUUUCAUUUACAGUAGUAAUGAAAUAAAUGACGGCCAAAUAAGACUGGAGCCAAAAACUAGCGGAAUUCUGCGAGUGGACGGUAAAGUAUUUUUUUUUUCUGUAUUCUCCGUACAAAUAAUUAUGGCGUUCCCGUAAUGGUUCAUUCACACAGGUUCAACGUCGGCUAAGCCUUCUUUGGUUGGUCGGUGGUCAGAAGCUGCAUUACUAUAGAAAGUGUUUUUCUCUUGAUCAUGAGUCAUGAUCAAGAUUCAUGACUAAGGCACUUAAUGCCUCUUUGUACUCACUUGCUUGCCGACUUUAGCCAACAUUUGUCCUGCGUGUGAACAUACCUGUUUCAUUAUGCCAUGCUUCGGAAUUCCGUUAUAUUUGUCCCAGGCCUUUUAUCCCAGACUUUUAUGGAACAUUUCCAUUAUACUUACUUGUUCAGUUUGUUAUUUAGUACAUACAUACGUCAAACCUUAAUUUUGCACUGCUGUCUUUGACUACAGUUUAACACCACAGUUAACUGUACUAUUAACAAGCUUUUUGUCAUUUCAAAACAUUUUCUUUUUGUCAAAAGCGAUGGCAGCACGAAAUGAAAAAUGUUUCAUCAAACACGAUGGCAUAACUUACUAUAUUUUUUCCUGUGAAUAUGCACAGAACAUAAUCUUGAUUAAUGUAAAGCAAUCAUUCCAAUUAUCUUGAUAAUGAGAUCUUAUGAAAUUGGUAUUAACUAUUAAACAAUGUAAUUCCAUAUUAAUGUCCAUCCCCGGUAUAUCGUAGUUCCUACCUAAACCUAGCACAAGCGUGUUAACAUUUAGAAUUUUAUUUAAGAUUUGUAGUUUAAAGUCAAGAUAUUUUAAAAUUGAUAUAUUACAUUUACCUAAUCAAUUUCUAUAUUACUUAUUAAUCCAUUUAAUUAUGUGCGACUUUCAUAACUAAUAAUAUUAUCAUAUUAUGGGGUGCCAGUAUAGAAAACUGCGUUCGCUGCAUUUGACUGUUGGCCUGAUGGACCAGUCUACUUCCACACAGUAACGCAGGGAAUGUGUUAAGGUCACGCUUGCUUAUGCAUGAAGAGUACUGCUUAACCUAAUAACUGUGUGCCUCGCUCGCGUGGAUCACUGGGGUCAAGUCUAAACUUUUGUCACGGCAACAAGGCACUCCAUGGACGAUUAAUUCGGCAUAAGUUCCAUCAGUAUUCUUUUUGAUUGAUGUAUUAUCACAUAAAAUAAAAGGAUUUUAUAAUCAAUCUGAUUUUCUUUCUAGACAUCCGAAUUAGCACCAUUGUAUAUUACCGGCCCAAGAGCCCCAUGCGGUGUUUUGUUGGCGCGGUUUUUAGUAAUACUGCUUAAAACAAAUAAAAUAUAUAAUUGAUUACAAAAGACGAAUAUUGUUAUAAUAUAUUAUUAUGUAGUCAGUAGAUUGUAAAAUAGAACGCCUAAUCAAAAUUUAAAUUGUCUAGAAGCUAGGAACAAAUCUAGUUGGAUUCUGCAAAGACUAAAAAUAUAACUUGUUAAAAAACGUUUUUUUUUAAGUCAAAAAAUCGUAUAUUUAUAUGGAGCAUAAUGCAAUUUUUACUGUAUUUCAACAUUAUGCCCUAAUAAUCUCAAAACCUUUACGCAUAAUUAUACCUGUAUGAAUGUAUGUGUUUUUAGAAAAAAUGUAUCUAAUGUCUUCGGCGUUUUUUCGCGCAGAUUUUUCCAUCAUUCCUCUAACAUUUAAAAAAAAAAUAUGUUAGAUUUGAGUAGAAUUCAGCAUGCGUUUUUACGCUGACGGAAAUCUGCUAGAUUUGCCCCUGGCCUUAACAGGACGAGGUUUUGUUGUAUUGAUUUGUAAAAUUGCAACAUUGUAAUUAAAGUAUAAAUAAGGGUGAUCUCUGAUUGUAUCUGUCCCUGUAAAGUUAGGUACAAAAAGAUAUCUUUGGGUAUGAUGUAGGUAUGUGUAAUUUAUGCAGUUUUAUGAUAGGUAUUAUGUAAAUAAGCUUUAGGUAUUCUAGACUGACACAUGACGGCAAUAUAUUAUAUGCAUUUCUUUUUUAUUUACUAAGAUUUUCAUAUAAUAAUUAUAUUUAUCAUGUUCUUCAAUCAUGUCACUAUAAACAUUUUUCUAUGAUGUCGUUACUUACCUACAUUACAAAACUAUUAUUAAUAUAUAUUUGUUGCAUUGGGUGUUUCAGCUAUUUUUUCAUAAUACGUUUAGAUUUGACUAAGUUACGAAAAAGUGACACCCACAUGUGACUUUUGUCACUCUGCUUUCUCUCUUCACAAAAUUGUUAAAUGGUUUUGACGAAGAUUUUAAUAAUGGUUACUGUGUAAAUUGGACUGAACUCAUUUAUAAUAGUUUUUCCUUCCCACAUUGUAUUAAUAUAAUAUAAUACAUGUUAUACUUAUUAUAUUUAUUUAUUUCCUCAUGAUACAUGAUAUAUUUCCACACAAAGCAAGUAUAAUUAUUUAACAAAGUGAUCAGUCAUGUUUUGUGAUAAUAUUAUAAUAGUUUUAAUUAAAUAGAUGUACUGUAUUUAUAAUAUAUGAGCUCUGGGAUAUAAAUAUUAAGUAUAUUGAUAAAAUCAUUUCUGUAUAUUAGAAGCAGAGAGUAUUUUAAUUAACAACAGUAAUUUUACAAUUUUACUACACCCUAGUAUAUGGGAAAAUUAAUUAAAUUAUUAAUAAGUAUUUUAAUUUAUUUUGUCUCUAUCUUUUCAAAAUCCUAAAAAUCAUUAAUUGCCAAAUAAAAAAUUGUUUUUUAUUGCCUGUAUUCCUGUUUUCUAUUUAAACAUAAGUGGGUAGUCUCAUAAAAUAAUUCAAAAUCAUUGAAACACUGUUUCGUUCAUAUAAUUCUAGUCCAAGUAUAGCCUUAAUUUUUGGAAAAUCCAUUAUUAUUUUUAACUUUUAAGGUAUAGGUAUUGUUAAAUAAUGAAUUUAAAAAAUGUAUUUAUUGUUUUACACAUAACAUAAUUAUUAUUAAUGAAUAUUGAUGUAGACGCUUGAUAUUUAUAUCAACAAAUGAACGAAACCUUUGCUCCUCUUAUCUCAUAAAGAGUCUCUGUGCCUCUAAAGUACAGAAUGUUUGUAUAAUUAGUAGUUAUAAUAAAGUGUUACUUGAAAAAAAAAA